This is a messenger RNA of Drosophila elegans, 555 nucleotides long. RefSeq lists its product as uncharacterized. The record is from RefSeq and is a predicted model, not a curated record. The transcript has 3 exons. NCBI's taxonomy places the organism in Eukaryota, Metazoa, Arthropoda, Insecta, Diptera, Drosophilidae. The coding region runs from base 1 to 555 and encodes 184 amino acids.
AUGGUUGUACGCAGAGCCCUUAUUGUUGGGCUGAUCCUCUGUUCAGCCUGCGGACUUCUUGGGGGUGAGAAGGCCCUGAAUUUUCUGCUCUUUCGAAAGAUUGUCACUGGCUACAACAGCAAGUACAUCUCCUUCUACGAGGCGGCAGUCAGUCGGGACUGCACCACGAUCAACUUUACCUUGAACAUUGCGCGGGACAUCACGGCGGACGUGUGGCUCAGGGUUACGAUGGGGCAGCGGGUGUCCAAGAGCGGAAACGCCUACCGGGACAUCUUCACGUACAAGGUGAAUAUGUGCCAGGUGUUGGGAAGGGGCAAGGGCAACAGCCUGAUCCACCUCUGGAUGGACAAUGUGCUAAGGCAGUCCAACUUUCCGCGUAGCUGCCCACUCAAGGAGGGAAACUACUACAUGCGCAACAUUCGAUCGGAAACGGAUAUUGUUCCACGGUUCAUCCGCUCGGGCAGCUUCCGGAUCGACUCCAGUGUCUAUGUGAGGGAUUGGCACAACGUCAACCUGACUGGCACCGUAUUCUACGUCGACAUCAAGAUGAAGUGA